AUGAGAAUAACCAGGUACCACGUGAGAGGUGGUACCUGGUUAAACAAAGAAACUGGUUCUGUAACCAGGUUAGUUACAAAUGGAUUAAGUUUGGACGAAGUUGCUGUGCAAGUAGCAGAAAUAUCGAGAGGAAGAAGAUUAAUUACCCAGGGAAAAGAUGAUCUACUGAAAUUACAACUAAAUCCUGAACGACUUAAGGUAUAUAAUAUUCAACAUGUAGACCUACAAGAUCUUUGGCCUGGUAAACAACCAAUUGGAUUAGUGUCUUUAGAUAAAUUUCUAUUUCAUGAUCAUCAAAAAUUAAGAAGAGAAGACACUUCUCAUGUGACAAUCGGCCACUCACCUGAAAGAGACACACGAGUAACGUUAAAAGCUUACAUGCAACUUUUAAAUCUCAAGGAGAAAAAUAUUAAUAUUCCAACAGCUGAAGUAGUGCGUGAAAUGUUGGUUAGGUCACCUGGUCGGUUGGACUCUCACACUAUUCCUUUAGAAAUUGAGAUUACCAAAAGUUCUGGAAAGGAUUUUGUUUCACAUUCAAUUAUUACUUCCAAAUCGGAUGGGACAUUUUGCUCAUUUUUAGAGCCGGGAAAAUACCGAUCCAAACCCAUUAUUCCAGUUGACCAGGAAAACGAGCUUGUAUUUACUCCUAAAUAUUUAGAACUGUUGAUCGAAGAAAAGUCCAAACUCGAUCUUACAUUUCACCAAUUCGCUGCCUCUGUUUCAGGUUCAUUAAUAUUGAAAGAACCAAAAGUUAUAGUGAACGAUAUCAGCAUUGAUUUAAUUUUAGAUGAUAAGACUAUUGAUAGUGUUCAACCUGAUCAACAAUCAAAAGAAUUCAAAUUCAAAUCUAUUGCUCCAGGUAAAUAUCGUCUUAGACUUCGUAAGGGAGAUAAUAUCUGGUGUUGGAAAGAAGAUGAAAUGACCAUUAACAUAUUGGACGAAGAUUUAACCGGAAUCAAGUUUACUCAAAUCGGCUAUUAUCUAACUCUAGUCACCUCUCACCCCGUGAAAGUUACAAUAACUCAUACAACAUCUAAGAAAUCAAUUAAUGCUGAAAUCAAAAAUGUCCAGCAACCUUUCCGUCAAUGUUUACUUGAAUCAGGUCGAUACGAAGUCAACACUGUCUCAUGUCAUUCAUUUAAAAACGACAAAGGCCUCAAGGAGCCUUUUAUUUUCGAUACUCGAACCAAGGAAACAUCUUCAUCACUAAUUAUCCGAGCUUACAAACACCAAUUAACCGGGUCGGUGACAGUUACUGUUCCAGUUGAAAGUUCUGAAGAGUUUGUCCUUUCAUUAACUCGUAAAUCAAAUAUUAACGAUCAAAAGGGAUCAACAAAUGGAUUGGAUUAUUUACCCAGCUCAUCUAAAUCCGAUAAUCAAGGCAAUCUAAUCAAAAUGUUUAAAUUUUCCUUAUUCGCUGAGCCCAAUGAAUUGCUCACAAUUGUACCAUCGUCGACAUCCCUUUUAUUCAAGCCUCCUAAAUUUGAAAAGACCAUGGGCUCUGAUUGUUUGCUCGAUGCUGUUUCAUUCAAAGGACGUAGUGGACUAUUUAUCAAAGGAUCAAUUUCUCCACCCCUGAUGGAUGCUACAAUUAAAUUAUAUUCUCGAAGUGAUGAUCAACUUAUGUAUGAAACCGUCACGGAUGCCGAAGGGAAAUACACCGCUGGUCCUUUUGAUUGUUGUGAUGCAGGAAUUACCAUUGACCGUAUGAUUUAUGCUAAAGCGGAAAAAGUGGGAUAUUUAUUGAAAGAAUCAUCUAAAUUUGGUCAAUUUGUUAGCGAGAAACUUUCAUCACUAAUUGUGAAAGUUACUAAUGCCGAUGGAUCACCAUUGCCUGAAGUGCUCAUCUCCAUCUCUGGUGGUUCUAAUAAUUUCCGUAAAAAUCUAAUCACUCCUGCAACCGGUGAAUUAUCAUUUAUUGGAUUAAAUCCUGGUGAAUAUUUCAUGAGAUCAGUUUUGAAAGAGUUUAAAUUUGAUCCAGCUUCAAGAAUUGUUGACAUUAAACAAGGUGAAUCUGUUACACUCAAUGUCAAAGGUGAAAGAGUUGCUUACAGUUGCUAUGGCUCGUUAACUUCCAUGUCAGAAGAGCCUGAAGCUAAUAUUUUAGUUGAAGCUGUUGGUAUUGGCGGAGUUAAUGAACAAGGAUUUGAUUGUAAACAGUUACAAGAAGAGGUAACAUCAGAAUCUAAUGGUAACUUUAGAAUUCGUGAUUUAAAACCUGGAUGCAAUUAUCGAGUUAGUGUUAAGAAAUCAAAUGAGCAAAAUUUAAUCGCACGUUCAUUACCAGAAAAUGUGAUAAUCUCCGUUGGAAGAGCCGAUGUUACCGGCAUUAAAUUGAUACUUUUCACUCGGAGUAACACCAUGGAAUUGACUGGAGAUAUUAUAACUAAUCCAGAAUUUUGGCCUUCACUCCGUGUUAAACUUUUCUCUGAAUCGAUUGGCGAUCAAUUGUUGGCCUCAAUUCCAGUGACCAGUGGUUUCUUUUCCAUUCCAACGCAAAUUCCAGUAGACAAUCGUUGGUAUAUUCUAAAAUUGGAAUCAACUCUGCCCACUUAUUUAUAUUACUAUGAAACGGCCUCUCUUACUUUCCAGGCCAAUACAACAUACUCACAUUUUCAAUUCCAAUUUGAUCCAAAACAAUCAUCUAAUUCAGAUUCUUUCAAUGGGGAACAAGAUAACAUCAGCACUGGAUCACUUUUCACUUUACCUUUGUUUCUCCUUUUAGGUUUAAUAAUCUACAAAUUUGAUAAAGUUAAACCGAUUUUCGAUUAUGUUAUCGAGAAAGUUUGGUCAACAAUACAUCCCGAUGGAAGAUCAUCUCCAAAUUCUGACGGUUCGUUACGUCGUAAAAUCAAAUCACGACGAACCUAAUACACUUUUUUUUAGAAUUUAGGAUAAAUUUUUAUCUAAAUUAAGAAUUAAUUUAAGCCUUAUAGUCUUGAGAAAUUAUUAUUUACGAUCUUGUUUGCUCGUAACAAUUAUCAUUUGUAAUAAUUUAACUUUUCUCUCACAAGCAAAUCAAUUGUAAUUUACACUGCGAUAAACACUUUUAUACAUCUA
Messenger RNA from Panonychus citri (citrus red mite), 3060 nucleotides. Its product is annotated as nodal modulator 1-like. NCBI's taxonomy places the organism in Eukaryota, Metazoa, Arthropoda, Arachnida, Trombidiformes, Tetranychidae. Gene Ontology annotation, molecular function: carbohydrate binding. The record is from RefSeq and is a predicted model, not a curated record. Gene Ontology annotation, cellular component: endoplasmic reticulum membrane. The transcript has 3 exons. The coding region runs from base 1 to 2871 and encodes 956 amino acids.